Molecule: messenger RNA, 2618 nt
Organism: Alosa alosa (allis shad)
Lineage: Eukaryota; Metazoa; Chordata; Actinopteri; Clupeiformes; Clupeidae
Gene: cfap91
Product: cilia and flagella associated protein 91
Source: RefSeq, a predicted model, not a curated record
CAGAGCUGCAGCUGCUACGGAUAAAAAGAUUGCUCUUCGUGUCACGCAUGACAAGCUAUACGUUAACUUUUAGUUAACGUUAUCUAAAUUGGUGACAUAUAUUAAACUUGUGUUUCGUAGAAAUAGAAAAAUGAGUGUUUCUGUGACACAAACAUUUUGCAAGAAAGAUGGAGGAAAGAAGGGCUACAGACCACAGCGGGUACAUGACUAUCUCUACGAUCCCAUUUACACGGUUUCCGGAGAGAUGGAUCAUGCAAGGGUCUCCUUCAAGUCUCACGCGUCAGUGGAUAGAGUGCGGAAGGUGCCGGAAUUCAAGUCCAUGUUCAGUCACCUGCCGCACCAUCCCCGUUACACCCUUCGUUUGGAGUCCACGGAUCCCGUGCCGGAGUUCAUCAAUCGCAGGUGGCGUGGCCAUGCCGACCAGCGCAGGCAAGCGCUACAGCAGCUGACUGGUGUCAUCCCAGGAAUCCAGACUGAAGCAUCUGACCAGCAGGCUUGCAAUGUGUCUGGUGCAGACCGCUGGAAGUUUUUCAAACGGCCCCUGAUCCCGUUCACCCAGCAGGUUCCCGCUGACGUGGUGUUCGCUGUCCCCAUGCGGGUGAUGCGUGCUGGGCUCCGGCCCACCCCGCCAGAGCUGCUCACACUGGCCACGCUCACAUGGGGCCGCGGGCUGCCAGCAGGACUGGCGGAGGUGGAGAUGAUCGAGCGGGCGCGGGUCAAGCGGGCCUGGGAGGCCACCCUGCCGCCGCUCCACGACCUGGCGCAGCUGGACAAGAGGAGGAGGAUGAUGGAGGAGAUGGAGAGGAAGGAGUGGGCCUUCAGGGAGAGCGAGAUCGAGAAGCUCCAAGAGGCCCGUCUGGCCCUGCUCAUGCGGUUGCUGAGGCAGCGGGAGGAGACACAGCAGCAGGUCACGACCCAGCGCCUGGACCAGUGCUUCAGCCAGCAGCAGCUGACCAAAGAGGCGCACCUCAGACGCAUACGCAACAACUACGCCAUCUCUCUGCGGAAGCUGGCCAGGCGUAAGAACAUCGAGGAAGCUGGGCGCGGGACGUGCCUCGUCCAGCUGGAGGCGAACAUGCCCUCCUCUGUGCUGGAGCCGCGCAUCGCUGCAAACCCAGUGUCGGGAGCCGUCCAAGCUGCGACCGCGGAGAUGGAGCUGGCCAGGACUUACAAGGCUCUGAAGGAGGAGAAGGAGCGGGGGGAGGAGAAGAAGCCUCUGCGUUUCCUCUAUAAGAAGGAGAAGCCAGUGGACCGACCCGCCAGCCCCGUGGUGGAGGCUCCGCCUGAGGGAGAUGAGGAGAAAGAGCUGGCUGUCAUCCUCCUGCAGAAGUUGCUUCGAGGCCGGUCCAUUCAGAAUCAGAUGUUUGAGGGGAAAGAGAGGCGCCUUGAGCUGAUCCAGGACCUGCGCACCACACACGCUCUCCAGCGGGAGGAACAGGAGCUGCUCAAGGAGGAGAAACACCUCAUGGCCACCCUGCAGACCCAGAGAGAACUCCACUGCAACAAGGUGUCCCAGUUGGAGGCUUACGAGGCUGGGGUAUCGGGGGCAGUGCUGGUGGACAUGCUGGACUUCCUGUCCAAGGAGCUGGUGCGUCUGCAGGAGGAGCGGCGUCUGCACGCCCUCACGCUACUGGCCGAGAGGAGGAGGCGCAUGCGCGAGGCCGAGGAGAGUGGCCGACGCCAGCUGGAGGAGAGGAGGCGCCGCGAGGAGGACCACAUCUUCAAACAGGUGGUGAAGGUGCACCAGGACACGGUGGACCUGUAUCUGGAGGACAUCAUCCUGGGCACAGUGGAGCAGACGGCUGACGCCCAGGCACGAGAGGAAGUGCAGAGGCUGGCCGAGGAGGUCAACAAUGUUGCCUACGCCAUGGAAGAGACACGCAGCGUUCUGCAGUCCGAGGAGAUUGUCGCUGAGCUGGUCUACAGCUUCCUUCUGCCUGAGAUUCAGAAGAUAUCAGUUAGAGACAAAGUGAGGCAGAGUCAACGUCGGCACCUGCAGGCCGCCCACUCCAUCAUCCACAGGGGCGCUGAGGGCUCCGCGGCUCCAACCGGACCCCUGAGGCCCCUCUCCCCCUCGGACCGCGCCUCCCAGCAUCUCCUGCGGGACAUGGUCAUCCAGGUGGACGGGACUUUGUCCGUCCCCUCCACCGCCCUAACCGCCAGCAACGCUACUCUGGCAACCACAGCACUGGCAGACCCCUCCCACGAUCAUACAGACAACGUGUUAGAGGAAGGGCAUGAUGCUGAGGAGACUGCCAGUCAUGAUGAGGCAAAACAGGAAGCCGAGGCCUGAGGAGUCAUGAUCAUUUUUGGGUGGCCAAAUUUGUAAUCCUUUUUAAGAAUGACAAUAAAAUGGCAAGAGCAUAUUCUUUGGUAAAAGAAAAAUACAUAUUAUGUGUUGACUCAACAGAUAAUGGGUAGUUUUAUGACAAGCAUGGGAUAGGAUUGUGGUGAUUAUUAAAACCGUAAAGCUUUUCAAUGUCUGGUCCACAUUUCAUAAUCCAACAGGUCUUGCAGGACCAUGCAAAGCACUGUUCGACAAGGGAACCUUUUGGAGAAAUUUGGCUUGAAUAUGUCUUAGAGCAAAUAAAGAUCUUUUGGGUUUUGAUGAUUCAAAA